Messenger RNA from Olea europaea var. sylvestris, 956 nucleotides. RefSeq names its product pathogenesis-related leaf protein 6-like. The coding region runs from base 203 to 685 and encodes 160 amino acids. The record is from RefSeq and is a predicted model, not a curated record. NCBI's taxonomy places the organism in Eukaryota, Viridiplantae, Streptophyta, Magnoliopsida, Lamiales, Oleaceae. The transcript has a single exon. Gene Ontology annotation, cellular component: extracellular region.
CUUUAAAAAAAUGGAACACAUUAAUUUCCACAAAGAAAAACUAGUUUUAAUUUUCCUCAAAAUACAUAGAUGGUUUGUAUUUAUUAAGUUGAGAUAUCAACAGAAAAAAUAUCCAUGUUUUUCACCUAUGUGUGUGUGUGUGUGCGAGAGCGCUUCAUUUUUAAACUGUUUAGAGUAAUAUCGUCUUGAAAUAAAGCACAAAAUGGUUAUGUUUCCAAAGUUUCUCCUUUUCUUUGUUGUGUUAACAAUAUCACUGUAUUCAUCUGAAGCCCAAAACUCCCCUCAAGACUAUCUUAAUGCCCACAAUGCAGCCCGUGCCCAGGUUGGGGUUGGACCCAUGGUAUGGGAUGAUAAAGUAGCAGACUUUGCUCGAAACUAUGUUAAUCAGAGGACUGGUGACUGCAACCUCAUCCACUCUGGUAGCCGAAGCUAUGGAGAGAACCUUGCAAAGGGCAGUGGAGAUUUUACCGGAAAGGCAGCAGUUGAUUUAUGGGUGUUGGAGAAGCGCAAUUAUGAUUAUAACUCGAAUUCUUGUGUCGUAGGAGAGUGCCGGCAUUACACACAGGUAGUUUGGCGUAAUUCACUGCGCCUUGGAUGCGCUAGAGCCCGGUGCAACAAUGGGUGGUGGUUUGUAUCUUGCAACUAUGCUCCUCCUGGUAAUUUUAUCGGCCAGCGCCCAUAUUAAGGAUAUUCUGGGUAUUUAGUCUAAUAAGAUUGAACAUGAUAGUUAUGUUGAGUCAUAAAGUACUAUGCGAGUACGCGACUUAAAAAUUAAUCUAAUAGCACGUACGUACUCCACUUUCUACAGUGGUAAAUAAAGUUAAUUAGUUAUAGCUCAAAAAUAGAGUUACUAAAUACUAUCACUUUCCUUGUAAAGGGAAUAAAGAAAUGUCUUUGCUUCCAUUUUAAUUAUAAGAAAUAAAUAAAAUUUCAUACUGAACCACUCCGUUAUAUUU